GCUCGAGCGAACUGGAAGGAUGGAUUCGCUGCCUUUGGCGUCAAUCUGGGCAGGAAUAAAGUUUCUACAGAUGAUGCGAGGUGGCUUUUAUUUCAAUUAGGAACUUCUUUUUCUUUGCUUGUUUUGUUCUUUAUUGUCAUUAAUCGCUCUCUAAAUCACUAUAUCAGCGCCAGGGUGGACUAUGAAAUCGGAAUCAACCAUUUUGCUCCGUAUUGUGACUACCUCGUCAUCAAUAUCUCAUCUCCUAAUACGCCUGGACUGCGGUCUAUGCAACGAAGGGCUGAUUUGGAGCAAUUACUGCUUCAUACCAAAUAUGUGCUUGAUCAUAUGAAACUAGAAACUCCACCCAAGAUGCUUCUCAAAAUUGCCCCAGACCUAAUCGAUUCUGAGAAGAAGGACAUAGCAAAGGUCGUUUUAAACCCAAAAUAUGGCAUUGAUGGGUUGAUAGUCUCAAAUACAACGAUAUCGCGGCCAGCCAGUCUUGUUAGCGAUAAACGAGCCGAAAGCGGAGGUCUUAGUGGAGCUCCGUUGCGACAGAUGAGUACAGAAUGCGUGCGAGAAAUGUAUAAAUAUACUAAAGGUCAAAUACCUAUAGUUGGUUGUGGUGUUCUACUCCGCUCUAGCUCUCCAUGGGUUUCCAGUCAUAGGAAAAGUAAGCUACACGAUUCUUUGGUCUUAUCCCUCAUGUUUGAUUUUUUAUGUGCUUCUUACUUAUUUUCAAGAGGAUUCUUCCAGAUAAAACGAGAACUAGCUGAGUUAUUGAUACGCGAUGGAUUUACAAAUGUCUCAGAAGCGGUUGGAGCUGAUCAUCGGGUGAAACGAUAACC
This is a messenger RNA of Cylicostephanus goldi, 827 nucleotides long. NCBI's taxonomy places the organism in Eukaryota, Metazoa, Nematoda, Chromadorea, Rhabditida, Strongylidae. The record is from the annotation of a GenBank genome assembly.